Messenger RNA from Cyclocybe aegerita, 1014 nucleotides. Lineage: Eukaryota; Fungi; Basidiomycota; Agaricomycetes; Agaricales; Hemipholiotaceae. The record is from the annotation of a GenBank genome assembly.
AUGCGGGCCUUCGUUGUCAAUGAGCUUGCCCACCCUUCUAAGAUUGCCCUGAACAACAAUACCCCGGAACCGAAGGCUGGAGCAAACCAAGUGCUUGUCGAUGUCUACAGUGUCGGUCUGAACUUCUUUGACAUCCUUCAAGCUCAGGGGAAGUACCAACACAAGCCUCCUCUUCCAUUUACGUUGGGGACAGAGUUUGCUGGUAGAAUUUCUCAGGACUCUCCCAUACCCGAAGGUUGCGGACUCAGGCGUGGCCAGCGCGUAUUUGGCGCCCAGAUAGGCGCAUUUGCCGACAAAGUUGCAGCUGAUCCAGAUCGUGUAAUUGCUCUGCCAGACAAUGUUUCCUUUGAACAAGGUGCCGGGCUAUUCAUCACUUGGCCAACCAGUUAUGAAGCACUUAUUGGCAGGGCCGAGUUGAAGAAAGAUGAAUGGGUGUUGGUGACUGCUGCCGCUGGCGGUGUCGGAAUUGCUGCUGUGCAGAUUGCUAAAGCUAUUGGCGCCAAGGUCAUUGCAGCAGCUGGGUCGACGGAAAAAAUAGAGGUUGCGAAGCGAUUCGGCGGCGCAGACCACGGAAUAAAUUAUUCGAACGCUGGCUGGCAAAAAGAAGUCCUCAAAAUCACUGGUGGCCAUGGAGUCGACGUUGUUUACGAUCCGGUCGGUCUCAUAAAUGAUUGUCUCAAGUGUAUCGCCUGGAAAGGUCGCGCUCUUGUCAUUGGCUUUGCUGGAGGGACCAUCGAAAAGGUUCCUAUGAACCUGGUAUUGCUCAAGAAUAUCUCUCUGGUCGGCUUACACUGGGGGGCUUAUUCCGUCCAUGAACCUGACCAUAUGCUCAAAGUAUGGGAAGAUAUACUAGCUAUGUUCUCCUCGGGCACGGUUAGGCCUGUGAUAUACGACGAGAUCUACUCCCUCGAACGGCUAGUUGAUGGUCUCGCAGCACUCGAGAAGAGGCAAACCUGGGGUAAAGCAGUCGUCAGAGUGAAAGAUGAGAAGACGGGAGAGCGUGCGAAGCUGUAA